UCGGGGAGUCUCGGCCCUUGGGUGGAAUAGAGUGAAGUGCCAGUGAGACUCGAGGAGCCGCUUCCACGCUCCCCCGCCGCUGCCGCUGCGCCUUCCUUCUCCGCACAGUGUCUCGGGAGCAGAGAGAAAGGAUUCUGGUCGGGGAGCCCGAGCGCAGGGGUCGGAAGCUCAACAUGAUGGACUUGGAGCUACCCCCGUCGCAACAGGAUAUGAAUUUGAUUGACAUCCUCUGGAGACAAGACAUAGAUCUUGGGGCAAGGCGUGAAGUGUUUGACUUCAGUCAAAGACGGAAAGAGCAUGAGCUGGAAAAACAAAAGAAACUUGAAAAAGAAAGACAAGAACAACUCCAGAAGGAACAGGAGAAGGCCUUUCUGGCCCAACUGCAGUUAGACGAGGAAACAGGUGAAUUUCUCCCAAUUCAGCCAGCCCAGCACAUUGAGCCGAGCACAUCUGCCAACUAUUCCCAGGUCGCUGACAUCCCCAAAGCAGAUGCUCUUUUCUUUGAUGACUGCAUGCAGCUUUUAUCAGAGACAUUCCCAUUUGUAGAAGAUGAUGAGGUUUCCUCAGCCACAUUUCAGUCACUUGUUCCAGAUCACAUUGACAGCAACCCAGUCUUCAUUACUUCUAAUCAAGCUCAGCUACCUGGAUCGACUGCCCUUCAUUCAGUAGUGGACAACAGUAUGCAGGAUAUAGAGCAAGUGUGGGAGGAGCUGUUGUCCAUUCCAGAGUUACAGUGUCUUAACAUUCAAAAUGACAAGCUGGCUGAGGCCACCAUAGUUCCGAGUCCUGAAGCUAAACCAACAGAAAUUGACAACAGCUACAGUUUCUACACUUCACUCUCGACAAUGGAAAAAGAAGUAGCUUCCUGCAGUCCAGAUUUCCUCGAUGCAUUUGAGGACUCCUUUGGCAACAUGCUCCCCGAAGAAGACCCUAACCAGUUGAGAAUGAAUUCUUUAAAUUCAGAUGCCACAGUGAACACUGAUUUUUGUGAGGAAUUUUACUCAACUUUCAUAGCAGAAACAAACAUAAACAGCAGUAUGCCUUCCCCCACCCACAUCAACCAGUCACUCUCAGAACUUUUAAAUGAGCCCAUUGAUAUUUCUGACCUUUCACUUUGUAAGGCUUUUAACAGCAACCAUCCUGAAAACACACCAGAAUAUAAUGAUUCUGACUCAGGCAUUUCUUUGAACACAAGCUCCAACAUGGCAUCUCCGGAACACUCAGUAGAGUCUUCCAUCUAUGGAGACACACCACUCGGCUUCAGUGAUUCUGAAAUGGAAGAUGUCGACAGUGCUCCUGGAAGCAUUCACCAGAGCAGCACCAGGACACGGCCGGUACCAUUUCAAGAGGAUGUGAGUUAUCCAGUGUCGCCCACGCAGGGCCCGGCCGUUCCAGUGCCUGACGUGCUGCAGAGUGUAAGCACGCCAAAGAAGGAAUCGCCCACCAGUCCUGGUCACCAGAAAACCCCAUUCACCAAAGACAAGCAUUCAAGCCGCCUAGAAUCCCAUUUCACGAGAGAUGAGAUGAGAGCGAAAGCUCUUCAUAUCUCUUUCCCUGUAGAAAAAAUUAUUAACCUUCCUAUGGAUGACUUCAAUGAAAUGAUGUCAAAAGAGCAGUUUAACGAGGCUCAGCUUGCACUUAUUCGAGAUAUACGUAGGAGGGGUAAAAACAAGGUGGCUGCUCAGAACUGCCGGAAAAGAAAACUGGAGAAUAUCGUGGAACUGGAGCAAGAUCUGGAUCACUUAAAAGAUGAGAAGGAAAAGCUGCUCAAAGAAAAAGGAGAAAAUGACAAAAGCCUCCAUCUACUGAAAAAACAGCUCAGCACCUUAUAUCUUGAGGUCUUCAGCAUGCUACGAGAUGAAAAUGGAGACCCCUAUUCCCCUAGUGAGUAUUCCCUGCAGCAGACAAGGGAUGGAAAUAUAUUCCUUGUUCCCAAAAGCAAGAAACCUGACAUUAAGAGAAAUUAGAUUUGGGAGGAUUUGCCCUUUACUGAGGUAGUGUUUUUGUACUGUUUUACUAAAAGCUCCUACUGUGAUGUGAAAUGCAUAAUUAAGUGAUAUUUUAUAAAAAAAAAAAAUUCUAUGCAAG
Vombatus ursinus (common wombat) is the source of this 2088-nucleotide messenger RNA. It is a transcript of the gene NFE2L2, whose product is annotated as nuclear factor, erythroid 2 like 2. NCBI's taxonomy places the organism in Eukaryota, Metazoa, Chordata, Mammalia, Diprotodontia, Vombatidae. The transcript is spliced from 5 exons. The coding region runs from base 174 to 1967 and encodes 597 amino acids. Gene Ontology annotation, cellular component: nucleus. Gene Ontology annotation, molecular function: DNA-binding transcription factor activity, RNA polymerase II-specific; RNA polymerase II cis-regulatory region sequence-specific DNA binding. The record is from RefSeq and is a predicted model, not a curated record. Gene Ontology annotation, biological process: regulation of transcription by RNA polymerase II; cellular response to oxidative stress.